Molecule: messenger RNA, 2237 nt
Organism: Vicia villosa (hairy vetch)
Lineage: Eukaryota; Viridiplantae; Streptophyta; Magnoliopsida; Fabales; Fabaceae
Product: transcription factor VOZ1
Exons: 5
Coding region: 267-1700 (477 amino acids)
Biological process (GO): regulation of DNA-templated transcription; positive regulation of long-day photoperiodism, flowering
Source: RefSeq, a predicted model, not a curated record
AUUCAUCCUAAUAGUCUUUGCUUUAUUGCCUCAGAAAUUCAGCAAGCAAAAGGAGGGAGAGAAAGAAGUCAUCAACCCAAACUCUCUCUCCGUUUCCUUUAUAUAUCACUUUCUUCACCUUCUCAAUUUUUGGAAGAGACACUCCCAAAAAAAACCGAACCCUUCGUUUUUCGCCUCAAAAUUCACAACACAGUUUGUUUCGGAGUGAAAAAAAGCGAUUAUCACAUAAGCUGAGGGUUUUAUAAGGAAGAGCUUUAGGUUUGACAAUGAAGAAGAUUUCGAAGAGCAGCUGCAAAUCUGCAUCGCACCGGCUUUUUAAGGACAAGGCGAAGAAUCGCGUUGAUGACCUGCAGCUGACAUUCAUGGAUUUGCAGUUUGCUAGGAAGGAGAGCCGAACUGUUGAUGCUGCGGUUCUGGAGGAACAAGUGCAUCAGAUGCUUCGUGAGUGGAAGGCUGAACUGAACGAACCUUCUCCUGCUUCUUCUUUGCAGCAAGGUGGAAGUCUUGGGUCAUUCUCCACCGAUAUCUGUCGGCUUUUGCAGCUCUGUGAGGAAGAAGAUGAUGCCUCUAGUCCAUUAGCUGCACCUAAACCUGAACCUAAUGAUCAGGCUCUUCAGGCGGGGGAUAAAGUCAUUUUUCAAGCGGGCCAGCAGCAACAUGAUUUCCCGUUGGUUGAUGAGCGCAAGCAGUCAACCUCAGGAGUUCAAGCCGUGGCAACUAACAUUCAGGAUGGGCCUGCUUUAGAAUAUCACCAGUUUGAUUUGCAUCCAGACUUUGAUCACAGCUUAUAUACUGGUUUCAAUGGUACAGGUUAUUCUGAGGAGGAAGCUAUUCCUCAUAUAUCUAGCUAUCUACCAAGUACAUGCCCUCCUCCUUCUGCUUUCUUGGGCCCAAAAUGUGCACUUUGGGACUGUCCGAGGCCUGCACAAGGGUUGGACUGGUGUCAAGAUUAUUGCAGUAGCUUUCAUGCUGCUCUAGCUUUGAACGAAGGGCCACCAGGCAUGGCCCCAGUUCUUCGACCUGGGGGCAUUGGUUUAAAGGAUAAUUUACUCUUUUCUGCUCUUAGUGCAAAGGCACAAGGAAAAGAUGUUGGCAUCCCAGAGUGUGAGGGAGCAGCAACUGCUAAGUCUCCAUGGAAUGCACCUGAGCUCUUUGAUCUUUCUGUUCUUGAGGGCGAGACUAUUAGGGAAUGGCUUUUCUUCGAUAAGCCUCGAAGAGCAUUUGAAAGUGGAAACAGAAAGCAGAGGUCAUUACCAGAUUACAGUGGGCGUGGUUGGCAUGAAUCUAGAAAGCAAGUUAUCAAUGAAUUUGGAGGUCUGAAGAGAUCCUAUUAUAUGGAUCCACAACCUCUGAACCAUUUUGAAUGGCACCUCUACGAAUAUGAGAUUAGCAAAUGUGAUGUAUGUGCCUUGUACCGUUUAGAACUAAAACUUGUUGAUGGGAAGAAGAACUCCAAGGCAAAAAUAGCAAAUGAUUCAGUUGCUGAUUUGCAGAAACAGAUGGUAAAGCUCUCUGCUGAGUUUCCGCCUGAUAACAAAAGGCCGGCCAAAGGCAGAGCCAAGAUUAAUGCCAAAGUUGGCAUGGCUACUGUCUAUCCAGCUUCACACAGAGUGACCCCUCUAAAUGGAACAUACGAAUAUGGGUUAGCUGCACCAUACGACUAUCUUGCUGAGAACAUGGGCGAUUAUUAUGGGACAUGAUCUGAUACCACAUUGGAGUCAAGUACAACAUGCUGCAUUCAACAUGCUUAUACAUUAUUCAAUGCUGUUUCUUUUUUUGUUUUGGCCAACCUUUUUCUGAUUUUCUUUUUCUCCCUUCCCCUAGUAACAAGAAUCCAAGGCCAUUUUUGUUUGCCUUGUCAAGAUAUUGUGAAUAGCUCAUUCUCACUGGAGUGCGACAUUGGAAGCUGCUGGAUGCUAGGUUCUAACCUAAAACUUACAGCAAUUGCUGUUUGUCAUUUAUGAUUUGCACUUUGUUUGAUGCUAGAAUCUAUCUAGCAUCAUUGGAAUUGCCCUGCUCUUUAAGCUCUAUUGCUGUGAUUCAACUCUGAUUAUAUUCUCCAAAUUAUGAUCUCAAUUUAAGUCAUUUCAGUAUUUUGUAGCUGCAGGACAAACCUUUACAGGUACAUAGUAUUAGCCAUGUAAUAAAAAUGUUUCAGUCUCAUUGAGUAAUUUUUGAAUGAUUCAAGGAAAUCUUUGAAAGCCAUCAGUAAUAUGAGCUACCUAUCUUGUUUUUGA